AUGCCUACAGAACUAGAGGAGCUGGUCGAAUUUAUAUCUCACGGCAACACGCAAGUCCGACAACUUGCUGUCGAAAAUCUCGUUCCCUUCUCUUUAUCCCAACCUGCGAUUUUUAAAACGAACCAACUUCUGCCAGUAAAGGAUUUAAAGCUAUUGGUGCGGGAUUACAAAAAAAUAGCUAGCGAUGCGAUAACGAUACUCAUAAACCUGUCUACGGACAGGGAUGUACUUGAAUUUCUUGCUUCAGAUAAAGAAUUUCUAUCAACAUUACUAGAGCGUGUGACAAAUCCAACGGAACCAAAUGCGAACUUACUAGCCAUGCUGUUAGCCAAUUUGGCGAAAUGGGACGACCUGAAACAUAUACUCAAUCUUGAAAGGCCGGCACCAAAGGAGCUUCAGUCAAGUAACAAGGCAAUCGAUCAGUUGCUCGAUUUGUUCGUCAAGGGCGCCGAGGGGACUUAUAACAAGGAUGCCGACUUCGACUAUCUUGCAUACUUCUUCGCCGAUUUAGCGAAGCACGAAGAAGGACGAAAAUACUUCCUUAGCAAACAAGAUUACGAUGGUGUGGUUCCCUUGACGAAAAUUACAGUAUUCACAGAACAUAAAUCGGAUAUACGGAGGAAAGGCGUCGCGAGCACGAUCAAGAACGUUGCCUUUGAAAUCGAGUCGCAUCCAUCUUUUCUCUCGGAAGAUGAAAUCAACAUUCUACCAUAUCUACUGCUACCGAUCAUGGGCAAUGAAGAAUAUGAGGAAGAAGAUUCCAUGUCAAUGCUUUCCGAUUUACAGCUUCUCCCACCAGAUAAGCAACGGGACUCGGACCCCACAAUAAUACAGACUCAUGUGGAAACACUGAUGCUCUUAACCACGACGAGGGAAGGACGGGAUCUCAUGAGAGAGAUCAAGGUAUACCCCAUUAUUAGAGAAACACACUUGCGGGUAGAUCACGAUGAGAUGAGAGAAGCUUGUGAAAGACUUGUUCAAGUUCUUAUGAGAGAUGAGGAAGGAGAAGAGAAGGUAGACGAGGGGAUGAAAGCCUUGGAGAGGUCUUCGAAGAGUGGUUUGAAGAAACCAUUUUCUUCUGGCUCGUCUGGGUGGGCUAGCCAAGAGGCUGGCAGGGAUGAGGAAAGUGAUGAUGAUGAUGACGACGUAGUAGAAGUGUGA
Glarea lozoyensis ATCC 20868 is the source of this 1161-nucleotide messenger RNA. Its product is annotated as ARM repeat-containing protein. The record is from RefSeq and is a predicted model, not a curated record. The transcript has 5 exons. Lineage: Eukaryota; Fungi; Ascomycota; Leotiomycetes; Helotiales; Helotiaceae. The coding region runs from base 1 to 1161 and encodes 386 amino acids.